UCACUGUGGUGUCGUGCCUGUUCAGUAGAUUUUGCUUUUUUGUCGCCAAAGUGGAUGAAAUGCUCGUUUUUUGUUGUUGCAUAGAUUCUCAUCAGGGGUCUCACUCCAGGAUUUUCUUAGACGCGGAUAUCAUUGCAGAAUUACGACAUCCAUGCUGUUUGAAUUGCCGCAAAUGUCUCCAAUAAGCGUUUGUACCUUUUGUUGCCGAACAGUUGAGCGCACAUUUUCCACCAUAACGGCUUUAAUAUCGUAAUGUUUAUCAAAUUCGUUGUAUUUCUUGUAUUUUGCAUUUUAACGCCCUUCUUUAUUCGCAGGAAUGGCAAUAUACCCCGGUAUUUUUGCUUUUAGUCGCUCAAAAUAUGUUGUAUGUCACAAACAUGUCUUGAAAAAGGCUUUGGUCUCUGUCCGAUCAAAUUACACCGGAGAUCAUUUUUACACCAUCUUUAAAACUCAUGCAAUUUCUUUCUAUACUGUCAAAAAAAGUCUUUAAAACGAAUCAUUUUCUGCUGAUCAAGGUCGUGAAUUUGUCAAUAUGCAAUAAACGACACGCGACACACCUCCAAAUGAAUUCGCAUAGAAAUGGGUUGCAGCAGCGAUCAAGAACGCAUGGAUACCAGCGUGGUGCACAUCCACCGAGGAGGAGGGCCCGAGGGCAUGUGUCCCUGGGACGGGGAGGGAGAGCCGGCGGCUGGGGGGUGCACCUGGGCGACUUCCGCCGCCUCCUCCUUGUCCUUGGACGCCUUAAACGGGACGUGGGAGGGGGAAGCCGACGACACCGAGCCUAUGUCGCCCAUUCACCCGGUCAUCGUGGCCGUGUACUCGCUAGUGUUCGUGGUGGGCCUGGUGGGCAACUGCCUCGUCAUGUACGUCAUCAUCAGGUACACAAAGAUGAAGACAGCCACCAACAUCUACAUCCUGAACCUAGCGGUGGCGGACGCACUGGUGACCACCACCAUACCCUUCCAGAGCACCGAUUUCCUGCUCAGCUCGUGGCCUUUUGGUGAGGUGGCGUGCAAGGUGUUCAUCUCAAUUGACUACUACAACAUGUUCACCAGCAUCUUCACGCUCACCAUGAUGAGCGUGGACCGUUACGUGGCCGUGUGCCACCCUGUCAAGGCCCUCGACUUCCGCACACCUGUCAAAGCCAAAGUCAUCAAUGUGCUCAUCUGGGUGCUGUCGUCCACCGCCGGCAUGCCUGCUAUGAUUCUGGGUGGCACCAAGACCAACAAUGGGACAACAGAAUGCGCUCUCCAGUUCCCCGAGCCGUACAUUUACUGGGACACGCUGAUGAAGAUCUGCGUGUUCAUCUUUGCCUUUGUGGUGCCCGUCGUCAUCAUCAGCGUGUGCUACACGCUGAUGAUCCUACGCCUCAAGAGCGUCCGCCUGUUGUCCGGCUCACGCGAGAAGGACCGCAACUUGCGGCGUAUCGCCCGCCUGGUUCUGGUGGUGGUGGCUGUCUUUGUGGUGUGCUGGACCCCCAUCCACAUUUUCAUCCUGGUCAAGGCCCUGUCGCCACACGUGCCCGAGACCACGCCCGUCAUGGCCGCUUACUUCUUCUGCGUAGCGCUGGGCUACACCAACAGCAGUCUCAACCCCAUCCUCUACGCAUUCCUGGACGAGAACUUCAAGAGAUGCUUCCGAGACUUUUGCUGCCCCGGCUCCCGGAGGGAUUGCCAGGGGGUGAGCCGGGUCAGGAGCACUCUGAGGGACCACUCGUGUCCCCCGGGCAACCGCGGAGACCCCAGGCAGCCCAGGCCAGUAUGACUAGCCGUGGACAGGUCCUCUGUGCUGGGACUCGAGGACUCCAACGAAUUGUGCUUGACGCAAGUCACCACCGCUGUCUGAAGGUCAAGGUCAUCUUCAUUGUCAAAUAUGCUUACGUACGACAUGCAGCAUAAAUGACAUUUCUGAACCUCAUCCUGGGGGUCCACAACCUGUGUAGGCACAUUGUGGUCUGCUUGUGAUGUCACCAUGGUGGUCCACUACCGGUGAUGUCACCAGUGGUCCACUUGUG
This is a messenger RNA of Hippocampus zosterae (dwarf seahorse), 2014 nucleotides long. It is a transcript of the gene oprk1, whose product is annotated as opioid receptor, kappa 1. The transcript has 4 exons. NCBI's taxonomy places the organism in Eukaryota, Metazoa, Chordata, Actinopteri, Syngnathiformes, Syngnathidae. Gene Ontology annotation, molecular function: neuropeptide binding; dynorphin receptor activity. Gene Ontology annotation, cellular component: neuron projection; membrane. Gene Ontology annotation, biological process: sensory perception of pain; G protein-coupled opioid receptor signaling pathway; neuropeptide signaling pathway. The coding region runs from base 580 to 1764 and encodes 394 amino acids. The record is from RefSeq and is a predicted model, not a curated record.